AUGGAGGCUCUGAGAGAGGCCCUCUCAUGCCCCGUGUGUUUAGACCUGUUCACGCCACCCAUCCUGGUCCUGUCGUGUGCACACAACUUCUGCAAGCCAUGCUUGGAAAAGAUCCUCAUCCACCAAAACUGCAACCAUGUCAAUGGGCAUUUCCAUUGCCCUCUAUGCAGAAAGGUCAUUUACCUAAGAGGCAGAGGAUUAGUCGGAUUGCCAAGAAAUAGUCUGGUUGAAAGUAUAAUAGAGAAAUUUAAAGAUGAGCUUGAAAAAAUCCAUGACCAGGAGAAGAAACAGUUGUCCCAAAUGUGUGAAGAACAUGGUGAAAGCUUGAAUUUGAUGUGCCUGACAGAUGACGAGCCAAUAUGUGCAAUCUGCAAACUCUUUGGAAAACAUAAACAUCACAAUGUUGAGAAAGUGUCAGAAGUUUACAACACCAGAAAGAAAUCAUUUAUUAAAAAUUUACACCUAGUGCAUAAGAAAUCUGAAGAUGCUAGGAAGGAAACUGAAAAGUUGAUUCAYGAACUAACAGCCGAUGCUACAGACACCAAAAUCAUGAUCGACACGGUCGGCAGCAGUUUGCUGAAAGGGAUCAGGUACAGAAUGGCAGACCUGCAAUCAAAGCUACACAAUGACUACUCUACAAAAYUGGAGAAACUGCAAGUAAUCUCAAAUGAAACCGAAGCUCCUGGACAGCUUUAUCUGCAAAUGAAACAUCUCCUGGAACAGCGUUUAAAUUCUGUACAAUUUCUACAAGAGGACAAAAAGMUCAGGGAAAAGAUAGAAAAAAUGCUAGAAGGAAAAUCCUUCCAUCAGGACCUGCCCAAGUAUAAAAUCUCAGUGAGACAGUACUUUGAAGAGCUGAUCAAAGGAAUCAACAUCCAGGAUUACCUGUCCAUCACGUGCGAGGAGACGUUCGCGAGCGGCCCUGACCCAGGCGAGGGCUGCAGGUCCGAGUGUCCGGCCUUCGUCUUCGCGGGCCAGAGCCCCGACCAGUUGUUCUGCAGACAAGUGCUGCGAUUAUUUGAGAAGACCAACAAUGCAAACCAAGACCACGUUGAAAACACAACYCCAGCCCCUCCGCAGCACUAACGGAAGCACUAGCACUGAAAAUUUAUUUCUUAUAUGUCGGUUGAAGCGUGACUCUAAGUACUAUCUCCUGAAGUUUAGCUUUUAUUUCUCAGUCAUAUGUGCUGCCUACAUAGUCUAUAAAACAGCUACAAGAACACCUUGAAGAGUA
This is a messenger RNA of Nothoprocta perdicaria, 1234 nucleotides long. RefSeq names its product tripartite motif-containing protein 54. The coding region runs from base 1 to 1086 and encodes 361 amino acids. Lineage: Eukaryota; Metazoa; Chordata; Aves; Tinamiformes; Tinamidae. The record is from RefSeq and is a predicted model, not a curated record. Gene Ontology annotation, molecular function: zinc ion binding. The transcript has 4 exons.